UGGCUGAGUGAACCGGCUCGUCCUUCCCGUUUGGCUUUGCUAGGUGACUGGGUGACGGAGGUUGGCCGGGAAGGCUGACUUUGCGCGGGGUGUGCUGGCCGGCGCCUCGCCUUUGCCUUUGCGCUUUGUACCCAACGGCGCGCGCGAGCGGCCGCGCUCAGGUGCGGUGGGAGGGUCUGCGCUCUCCUUUCACUUUCUCCGGUCGCCAAAGCGGACACCUGGGGACGGAACCACAGCUCCCACCAGGCCAGCGAGGCAGGAGGACGGAAAAGGAAAGCUCGGAGAAGAAGUGAACAUUACCUGCUAGCAGAGUUUCUGUGAUGAUACAGACUUGUCCUUUUCGGGCUUUCGAGAAAACCCGAAACUAAAACGGGAAGAAAUGGAGAAGGGUGCUAUAAGGCAGGAACAGUCUGCAGCCAGUCAAAUCUGAUCGCCAAAUGCUAUCAGGUUUCGUGUAUUUUUACGACACGCUGGAGGAGGAGGACACCCAACACAGCACCAUGUGAAGCACAGUUGAAAGGCCCAGGGAUAUUUGCCUUGAGGGGAUGUGCUUGCUGCUUCAAAUAUCUGACGGGCUGUCAUGUGGAAUAGGAAUCUGCCAAGUCCGGGCACAGCACGAGGGUCAACAGAUGGAAACUCCAGAGAGAUAGAAUUCAACCCCAUGUCCGUUCUAGGUGGCAACAGCCAUGCAAUUCUCCAGCUCAUCCAGGGCAGCAGAUGAGAAUUUUGACUAUUUGUUCAAGAUUAUCCUCAUUGGGGAUUCCAAUGUGGGGAAGACGUGUGUGGUGCAGCAUUUCAAAUCUGGGGUCUACACGGAGACGCAGCAGAACACGAUUGGGGUGGAUUUCACUGUGCGCUCCCUUGAGAUUGAUGGCAAGAAAGUGAAGAUGCAAGUGUGGGACACAGCAGGCCAGGAGCGCUUCCGGACCAUCACGCAAAGCUACUACCGCAGCGCCCACGCGGCCAUCAUCGCCUAUGACCUCACCCGACGCUCCACCUUUGAGUCUGUUCCUCACUGGAUCCACGAGAUAGAAAAAUAUGGCGCGGCGAACUUGGUCAUUAUGCUGAUUGGGAACAAGUGUGACAUGUGGGAAAAACGGCAUGUCCUGUUUGAAGAUGCCUGCACGCUGGCUGAGAAACACGGCCUCCUUGCUGUUCUGGAAACAUCUGCUAAAGAGUCUAAGAACAUAGACGAGGUCUUCGUGCUGAUGGCCAGGGAGCUGAUUGCCCGCAACAGCCUGCACUUGCUUGGUGAGAGCCCCCUGAACAACCUGGCCAUGGGUUCCAGGCCGGUUCUUAUGGCCCAGGGGCCGAAGGAGAAGACCCACUGCAUGUGCUGAAUAUGCCCUCGAGGCCAGCUGCACACACCGGACGCCUGAUGUCAGAAACCAAAGUUGGCCGGAUAUCCUGUUGUCGGCCCAGAGCAUCUCAGACCAAAGCACAGACUUGCCUCUGGCCCUAACCCCACCCCCUGGAUGGGGAGCACCAUUGCCUUGAUUCACACCUGAGGCCAGAACUGCGGACUCUGAGGAAGAGGACACCACUGUUUCUUUGGAUCCCGCCUAGGGCUUAAGGCACAGGGGUAGGAGGACAAGAUCUGCUUUUUCAGCCUUCCAUUUUCUGUCUCCCCAACCCUUCAACGGCUUUCUACUGAAUUCUGCUUCUCACUCAAAGAAGAGGGUAGUGAAGGAAAGAGGAAAGGAGGCAUAUCAAGAGGGGGGAGGAUGUUUAAAACAUACCAGGGCAGUUUAUAGCAGCUCUGGCAAGGGAGGAUGGAAAAAAAACCCUGCAGUGAUAAACCAGAAUGCUGCUGACAUUCACAUCUCAGGUCUUUACCUUGGGGGGCGAAGCCUUUGACAGAAAGACCAUCAACACUGUUUUGCCGAAUGGUCAAGUGCCAUGUGAUGGAGACAGAAUGGGAUCUCACUUUAUCCUAGUUAGAUUGCUUUGACCACCCUCCUAGAAUGCGGGAGAUGCCUACAGUUUCCUUUCUAAAAUACCACAUUACCUGCUGGAUAAAAACUCACUUCUGAAUUGCAAUUAAAUGGGUUCAUAGAUGAAUUUCAAGACAAAAGUGACCUCACUGUGUGGCCCCUGUGCAUGCCCCGGACCCUCCAACACCUGUGAGAAAUAUACGCCGUUUUUUCGAA
Molecule: messenger RNA, 2150 nt
Organism: Acinonyx jubatus (cheetah)
Lineage: Eukaryota; Metazoa; Chordata; Mammalia; Carnivora; Felidae
Gene: RAB19
Product: RAB19, member RAS oncogene family
Exons: 5
Coding region: 687-1340 (217 amino acids)
Cellular component (GO): trans-Golgi network
Molecular function (GO): GTP binding; GTPase activity
Source: RefSeq, a predicted model, not a curated record